AUGAAUGCAGGUACAAGAAUAGCCCUAGAUUUCUAUCAAUGGGACAUUCUACUAAAAGUUGUUGCAUACACGGGAAUCAACAACAUCACUCAACUUCUUUCCCCUGAAAACCGACUAUUCCUUGAGCAGAAUAAACAUUUGAAACGAGCUAUAAAUCAUGUCAUUGGUAAUAAAGUAGAUCUUCAGUACAAUAACAGAAUAGAUAGGUACUCCUUCUUGCACAUGUAUUUAAGAACGCCAAACUGUAUCGACAAGUCGAUAUUGAAAUUUCUCCCCAGUGAACAGGAGUUUCUCAACCUAUAUGACUAUUGUGUGAACGAGAAUGUAUCAGCCAUCUUGAACAUAUCAUACUAUAUGUGGACAUCUAAUGACUUGGUCUGUUUUACAGAUUUAGUAGCCAAGUUGAAAACAGGCCCUAUUCAAUUCAACAUUGAACUCGAAUUUGACCCCGGUUUCCAGUACCAUUUUAAUGGUUUGCGAUUUUUGCACUCACUUGAAAGUAUUGGCAACAAAAUUAAUGCUCUCGUCAUUGACCAAUGUGCUGAGUCUUUUGCAUUGGAUAUGAAGCUGUACCCCAAUAUGGAAAGUUUGAACUUGUAUUUUUGCCCUUUUGCUUCGAUUGACAAUUUAACUCACCUGAAGCUUAAGCUGUUGGUGUUUGAAUUCAAUGGUGCAGAACAUGCAAAGCACCUACUUGACGGAUUACCUCCAACUUUAAAAAUUUUUCAAGCAAAUGUUCAUACAGUGUUUUUGAUUUUGGAAAGACUCAAUGCUGGGGAAUUACGAUUACCUCAGCUAGAGGCGGUGAUUUAUUGGAAUGAGAGACGAAAACAGUUGCUGGUGCCGAUAGAGUUCCUCAAACGUGCUAUAUCUGCUUCUACAAAGCACCUUGAAUUCAAAAGCUAUAUUUAUACUCCGGGAAUUUCAAGAGAGGUAACAUCAUUGUUGGAAAGUGCUUCCGCAGAAGGCUUGACGUUGGAGCUGCUAUCGCUCAACUUUGGCUUGAAUGCGCCAUUGAGUAUCUACCCAAUGACAAGCCUAACAAUCACCAAAAUGAACCAACCAGACAUUCUCUUCGAGUUGCAAUAUCCACCCACCUUAAAAAGGCUCGACUUGUCAAACAACUCAAUUGAAGAUUUAUCACCAAUCACUAUGCUUCUCCCACCCGGACUUGAAUUUCUCAGUUUUGAACACAAUCCAAUCAGCUGGAGCACAUAUCUACCCAACUUUGCAAAGUUUGCCAACCUCAAGUACCUCAGGUUGAUGAAUACGCACAUUGGCAAACAUUUUCAACGGUUUCAAUUCCCUGACUCCUUGGAGAUUUUAUCACUCGAAGUAAAUCAAAUAGAAUCAAUCGAUCAGGUAAAGUUUCCCAAAAGCUUGGUCAAUUUAGGCAUUGGGUCAAACAAGAUAAAAGUUGUUUACAAGCCAAAGUUUCCACCAACAAUCAAGACUAUCCACUUUACUGAGAAUAACAUUUCCAAAGUUGAUCUUGCCACCAAUCAUAUCGGCCAACCGUUGCAAAUCAAAACUUUGUAUUUAGACUACAAUAAAAUCACGAGUAUGAGUAAUGUCAAGUUACCGCUGAACCUAAUCAUACUCAAUUUUGACAAUUGUUGCAUCCACACAUUGCUGGACAUUGAAUUUGGUAAAACAAUUGAAGAGUUGAGUUUCAGUGGGUGUGAGAUUAGAGAAAUGAGAAAUAUAAUAUUUGAAAGUGAAUCUAAAUUAAAGUACCUUUGCUUGUCGGAUAACCAACUCAAGACAAUUGGUUUUGAGCCGCCACAAUCUGUCAUCAACAUUAACCUUUCUUUGAACAAGAUUGCUAAGAUUCCCCAUCAACUCGCCAAUUUGCAUAACUUAAAGUACUUGAAUCUUGCCCAGAAUAGACUUCGAACAGCCACAUUUCUGUUUCACACGACCACUUUAUCAGUAUUGGAUCUCUCGUUUAAUAGCAUCCAUAAGAUUCAGUUGUCAUUUCCAAGAAACACCAACACCAACUUAAGACUGGUUAAUUUAUGCACAAAUGAGCUUUCUCAAUUCUCCAUUAAAUCAAUAGGACAUGAUCAAAGCAGAGGCACCAUACAUGGCAAGCUAUUUGAAAUUGAUUUGUCGGUGAAUCCCAUAACAAAAGAGGAUAUGGACGCUUUAAUAAAAGAGAUCCCAUCAUCGGUUCAUUGCUUGUGGUACUUCAGAGAAGCGAAGCUAGACUCGGCUCUUGGUCAUGAGCUUAAACUUAUACAUGCAGGCCUAUCACUAGCUACCAUCUCCCAAGCAAGACAGUUCCAUUUAGAUACGGGGUCCAAUGCAGUAUGCUUCGAAAUAUCAAAUCCAACAACGAUUGAGAUUACAAAAACUUUAGGAACAGAGCCACUUCCAUUAGCAUUAUUUGAGUAUAGCCACCGGAAUUCACUUCAAGGUUUACCCAAUUUUGAUUUCUUAACAACGGAUGCGAAAUUGGAUGAGUAUUUUGAAUUUGGAAAAUUUACUUUCGUCGUAGAGGAUCCCUCUCAUGCAUUUAAUGAGAUCUUGGAAGAGAGUUUGAAAUUCGAUGUUACGCCCAGUGUAUGGUGUCUAUACACACCAAAGAUACUGGUUUAUGAGUACAAGGUUAGCAUUGAUGAACCGGGUUAUUAUGAAAAAUACGAUGAUAUUUGGUGGUUAGUUGUGAAUGCAUCGGUCAGCUUAUUUUUUGCGCGAUUGUUCAACAUUGGCUCAAACCCACCCAUAUUAUUCAAAGCGCAGGUGCACCUACAAUUGAUUAAAGUGGUGGUGUUUUCACUAACCACGCUAUUGGUAUUUUUUAACCUAGACAUUGCCAAAUAUGCCAAUUUUAUCUCUGCAAGCUUGGAUGAUGUGUUUACCGUGUUGUUCCUUCUGGGAUACGGACUCACCUAUGAUAGCCAACAGGGACGUAGCAUAAAAAAGAUUGCAUUUAUAACUUUACUUUGUGUUAUACCUGCCUUUGGGAUUAGGUAUUUUGACUUGAAAACCAACAUCCAGUACAUUUUGAUUAAUAACCAGCACUACAACGUUGUACAAGGAGUGUUGGGUCCAGAAAUAUACGAUGGUCUUGACAGAGUAGCAAGAUUAAUGUGGAAAGGCACGGUCAAUAGUUUAAGCGGACCCGUGACUUUCCUCUUUGCAACUUCCAAGAUUGUAAAGAUUUCUGCCUAUAUUUAUACCAUGCGCAAAACAUUGAAACAGAUAUCAGCGGGAAAUCCAACUACAAGACCAUACUAUAUCUGGUCGAUUGUCAUCUGGCUAUUUCUUUGGCUGUUGGUGAGUGCUGGUAUGGCACCAGACAUGUUUUACAAUUAUACAAAAGUCACCAACUAUGCAAAAGUGUUGAACGAGUUCAUAAUUUCGUUUAAACGAAGACGGUUUAUUACUUUUAUGUGGGAUGAGUCACAUUGGAUUGUAUUUUGGUUGAUUUGGUAUUCAUGCAAGGGCUUGAUGGUGGAGAGAAAGGUGAAUAUUAAAGAGCAAGUAGAUUAA
Lodderomyces margitis is the source of this 3498-nucleotide messenger RNA. RefSeq names its product leucine-rich repeat domain-containing protein. The record is from RefSeq and is a predicted model, not a curated record. Gene Ontology annotation, molecular function: protein binding. Lineage: Eukaryota; Fungi; Ascomycota; Pichiomycetes; Serinales; Debaryomycetaceae. Gene Ontology annotation, cellular component: extracellular matrix. The transcript has 2 exons. Bases 1 to 3498 code for a protein of 1165 amino acids.